GUCUGAAUAUUUUUUCAGCGUUUCUUUACCUUCUAUUCAACCCAUCAAAUUCUUCGAUUUGGUGAUCUGCUUUCUCAUACAAGAAAAGAAAGAAAAAAAAGGGUUGUUGAUCUUUGUUCUUGAGCUAAUUGAGUUCACUGAUAAGUGACUAAUGGCUGAAAAUUUUUCAGUUUGGAUUCUAGACAAAGAAAGGAGUGAUUGAUUGGGAUUUUUUCAUUUUUGGAAGAUGAGUUUGUGAGAUGAUGAUGAUGAGAAGUGAUUGUUGGAAGGGUUGAGUAUAUAUUUUGGGGGUUCGGUUGUCUCUUUGAUUUGUGAGGAUUUGAUAUGGGUGGGUGUUUUGAAUGCUUUGGAUCAUCAAACAAGGAUGGGAAUGGUGUGAAAGAAGUGGCAAAGAAGGAUUCUGAAAAGGAAGCUUCAACUGCUCAGUCUCAACAUGUGAGCAGGGUUAGUUCAGACAAGUCAAAGCUGCGGAGUGGUUCUGAUUCCAAGAAGGAUCCUAAAAAAGAACCAGCAGUUCAAAAAGCUGGACCAACAGCACAUAUCGCUGCACAGACAUUUACAUUUCGUGAGCUAGCAACUGCCACAAAAAAUUUUAGGCCAGAGUGUCUUCUGGGUGAAGGUGGGUUCGGACGUGUUUACAAGGGGCGCUUAGAGACCACAGGGCAGGUAGUUGCUGUGAAACAGCUUGAUCGAAAUGGCCUUCAAGGAAACAGAGAGUUUUUGGUGGAGGUUCUUAUGCUUAGCCUCUUGCACCAUGAGAACCUCGUCAAUUUGAUAGGCUAUUGUGCUGAUGGGGACCAGCGGCUCCUCGUUUAUGAGUUUAUGCCAUUGGGAUCAUUGGAGGAUCAUUUACAUGAUCUUCCACCUGGCAAAGAGCCGCUGGACUGGAAUACAAGGAUGAAGAUUGCAGCAGGUGCAGCGAAAGGGCUCGAGUAUUUGCAUGACAAGGCAAACCCUCCUGUCAUAUACAGAGACUUAAAAUCAUCGAACAUCCUUCUAGAUGAGGGCUAUCAUCCCAAGCUAUCUGAUUUUGGACUCGCAAAACUAGGUCCAGUUGGUGAUAAGACACACGUCUCCACCCGGGUUAUGGGGACGUAUGGUUACUGUGCUCCUGAAUAUGCUAUGACCGGCCAACUCACACUCAAGUCUGAUGUCUACAGUUUUGGAGUCGUGUUUCUGGAGAUUAUUACAGGACGCAAGGCUAUUGACAACACUCGGGCUCCAGGAGAGCAUAAUCUCGUUGCAUGGGCACGGCCACUUUUCAAGGAUCGCAGGAAGUUCCCCAAAAUGGCCGAUCCACUAUUACAAGGUCGUUACCCAAUUCGAGGACUCUACCAAGCACUUGCCGUUGCAGCCAUGUGUUUGCAAGAACAAGCUGCUACGAGGCCUCUAAUAGGGGAUGUUGUGACCGCUUUGACUUAUUUAGCUUCCCAAACUUACGAUCCAAAUUUACCCACUACUCCUAGGAACAAGGAUGACAGAAGGAACAUGGCAGAUGGACUGGAUAGUCCAGAUGGGCCUCGACGUGGCGGACACCACGGCUCACCUUCCAACCAUAAGAAUUCUCCUGAUUUCAGAAAGAGAGACUCUGUAAGGGAAUUGAAUACUGGAGCAGAGCUAGGAAGGAACGAAACCAGUGGUGGGUCUGGGAGGAAAUGGUGCGUGGAUGAACUAGAACGUCAGGAAUCUCAGAGAGACAGCCCAGCUAGUGCAGGAAGAGCAAGAGAGACUCCAAGGAACCGAGAUCUCGACAGAGAACGUGCGGUUGCGGAGGCAAAAGUGUGGGGUGAGAAUUGGAGAGAGAAAAAGCGGGCAAAUGGGAAGGGUAGCUUUGACGGUACAAAUGAGUAAAUUGCAACAAAAACCCUAGUCAUGUCACUUCGGCCUUUCUGGUGGCCAUCAUGAAGAAAGAAGAGAAGAGAAUACGCAAAAAUGUCAUCCUUUACUGCUGCUUGUAGGGGUUGAUAUGAAACCGAAUGCUUGAAGGAGAGGAACCUCAUGGGGUCAGUGUUGUAGUUUUGGGCAUUUUCAGGUAAACCCCACUGCAUAAUCUGGUAUGCAAAAUGUUAAUUUAUGUAUUUAGGGUUUUUUUUCUUUUUCUUUUUCUUUUUCGUUUUCUUUUCUUUGUGAAGUUUAUGAUACAGGAGAGAAGCUUGGAAGAUGUUUCAUUUUGUAAGCCCAUGUAUUGUAUGUGUAGCUGUGUGGGGAAAAUUUAGUGGGUGUGGUGUGAGUCUCAUUGUUCGAUUGUUAUGAUGAUGUGCUACUAUGGAUUUGAGUUGUUUGUGUUUUCGGCUUAUACUAAGGGGGUUGAUCGUUGUUGCGUCAUUGUCCAUCAAACAACCUCUGUUUCUGUGCAUGCUUGCAUCUGUGUAGGCUUGAUUUUCUUGUGAGGGCUUGUAAAUAGAUUUAAUUUUAUCGAAGUUUCAACAAUGUUUAAUGUUUUCGAUUGUCUCCGGAGUUUUAUAACCUUCGAAUUUUGUAAGACACAACAUUGAUUAUGGUUCAUAAUUGAUUUAUUAUA
Camellia sinensis is the source of this 2521-nucleotide messenger RNA. Its product is annotated as serine/threonine-protein kinase PBL27. Lineage: Eukaryota; Viridiplantae; Streptophyta; Magnoliopsida; Ericales; Theaceae. Gene Ontology annotation, biological process: protein phosphorylation. The record is from RefSeq and is a predicted model, not a curated record. Gene Ontology annotation, molecular function: ATP binding; protein kinase activity.